Molecule: messenger RNA, 2395 nt
Organism: Staurois parvus
Lineage: Eukaryota; Metazoa; Chordata; Amphibia; Anura; Ranidae
Source: the annotation of a GenBank genome assembly
AUGGCCGGUGCCAAACACGACUCAAAUGCAACCGAUCAGGCAAAGAAAAGUCCAAAAACAGGAACGAAGAAAGCUUUACUGGUGGAAGCCGGGGAGCAAAACUUCAAAAAUGAAGGAGAAGACAACAUGGAAAUGACCAAAAAGAUACAACUCAAUAAAAAGAAGCAGAAACGUCUAGAACCUUUGUCUUGUAGGACCCAAAAAAUCAUGCUUGAAGAAAAAGAAAAGGAGCAUUUAAAGAAAGAUGUACAAAAUAGUCACUUGGAUCGAGCAACUGGCAGUAGACAACCAAGUGAUAAAGAAGAGAACAGACCUGAUUGUCCCAUAAAGGGUCAGAGCACUGUGACCACUUUGUGGAGCCCAGAGGUGGCUACUUCUUUGGUGCCAACAGACCCACUUCACGUAGCAGUCACAACCUCAGCUCUUCAAGCCUUGCCAGGAGGCUCCACAUUCUUGAAGGCCUCAGAGGACAACUUGACUUGGCCAAACCACAAGGGAGAUGUUAGAGGUAUCAUAGAGAAAACGGGAAGCCCUGGUGUUAAGUCACCGAUAUAUGAAGAAGUUUCUAAGAAAGCGUUACUGGUGGAAGCCAAAGAGCAAUACUUGAAGAAUGAAGGAGAUGACAACAUAGAAUUGAAUAAGAAGACACAGCUCAAUAGAAAGAAACAGAAACGUCUAGAAUCUUCAUCUUGUAGGACCCAGCAGUUCAUGCGUGAGGAAAAUGAAAUGGAACACGUAAAGAAAGACAUACAAAACAAUAAUGUAGAUCACACUCAUGGCAAAUGAUCAUUUAAUUGAUAAAGAAGAGAACAGAUCUGAUUAUUAUCCCAAAAAGGGUCCCACCACUCUGACCAUUUUGCGGAGCCCAGAGGUGUCUACUUCAUUGGUGCCAACAGACCCACUUCAUGUAGCAGUCACAUCCUCAACUCUUCAAGCCUUGCCAGGAGGCUCUGAAUUCUUCAGGGCCUCAGAGGACAACUUGACUUGGCCAAACCACAGAGGCGAAUUUAGAGGUCCCAUAGAGAAAAGAGAGAGCACUGCCAUCAAGUCACCUUCAUACGAAGAAGUUUCCAAAGUCAAGGAGGACAGAAUGCAAGGAGAAGAUCAUUGUAGCUUUGGAAAUGGUUUUAGAGGUGCCCUACAGAAAACGGUAAGCGCUGGUGUCAAGUCACCUUUUUAUGAAGAAGUUUCCAAGAAAGCUUUAUCGGUGGAAGCCAAAGAGCAAAACUUAAAGAAAAAUUUGCAGAACCCGGAGGUGGCUACUUCAUUGGUGCAAAAGGACCCGCUUUAUGUAGCAGUCACACAGUCUCAAACAUCAGCUCUUCAAGGCUUGCCAGGAGGCUCUGAAUUCUUGAAGGCCUCAGAGGACAACUUGACUUGGCCAAAACACAAGGGAGAGUUUAGAGUUGCCAUAGAGAAAAUAGGAAGUGCUGGUGUAAAGUCACCCAUAUAUGAAGAAUUUAACAAGAAAGCUUUAUUGGUGGAAGCCAAAGAACAAAACUUAAAAAAUGAAGGAGAUGACGCCAUCUUGACUUGGCCAAACCACAAGGGAGAUUUUAGAGGUGUCAUAGAGAAAACGAGAAGCUUUGGCAUCGAGUCACCUUUAUAUGAAGGAGUUUCCAAAGUCAUGGAAGACAGAGUGCAACGAGAAGACCACUGUAGCUAUGGAAAUGGCUUUGAAGGUUCUUCCAAUGGGAAACAUUUCCAAAAACCUGAAUACUGGCAUUUGGAGUUGCCUCCUGAGCCAAGCUCUUCAUCUCUGCUGCCCCCCAUGGUUUCCUCCUCUCACAGACCUCACAACGAGCUCCCAAGGCACAAUGACCAUGUACAGUUACCAGAUAUGUCUCAACAACUGCAGAAUCAUGAAUCUGACACAUUGAAAAGCACAGAGAAGUCUUUAGAGAGCCAACUACACCUGACCCUUGCAAACAAGACCAGGACUUCCCUGCCGGUCAGAGAGGUGCUAUCGAGAAAUUGCUCUUUGGGACUGCAGUGGAUUCCAGAACUGCACUCCAAUUAUAUCCAACUGAAGAUUGUUCCCGAGAAAAUAAAUCUAAAGAGUUCAAAUGGGAGAAUGGGCAAGUCCGUAGCUCCGGGACCUUUGGACCCAGAGUACAGCAUUCCCGCACAGCGUCUGCCCGCCCCGGAGGUCCCGCUGACGUCGCGGCGACUGAUGGACGUUCGGAUCGGCGAGCUGCCUUCCUGGCUGGCGCUCCAAAGACUCUCCAUGAAGGCUGUUCCUGAACUGGGGCUGAGAGCGUGGACUCGAUACUACAACAAAUACAUCAAUGUGAGGAAAGGAGGAAUAGGAGGUCUGGCGAUGCUCCUCGCCGGAUAUUGCGUCCUGAGCUACUCCUGGAACUACCAACGGAUACGUAAGAACGCCCUUUACUAA